CACGCUGAACACAACAAAACAGUGAGGCAGAGCCAGCAGGAGCUCACAGAGCUCCAAGCUAGUGGCUACAGAGUGCAGCAUUGUUAGCUACCUAAUUAGUUCGCUUUUCAUGCUCGAAAUCCAGUCAUUAUGUCUGAAAUGUUGCUAAAAGAGAUUGACAACGUGUCUCUUUCUCCGCUGCCAAAGAAAGAAGAGACGGAGAGUGAACGACGGAGUUUUCUCUUAGUUGAUGAAAACGAAACCCUGCAGGUGAAGGAUGAAGCCCAGUUCUUGCAGAAGUUGGGCUGUAGUGCUGGGCAAGGAGUCAAAGUACUGUCCAUCUUUGGCAACACAGGUGAUGGCAAAUCACACACACUCAACCAUGUACUUUUCAAAGGUGAGGAAGUCUUUGCCACGUCUCCUUCUCCCACCUCCUGCACCAUCGGGGUGUGGGCUGCUUAUGACCAGUGCCUGGGUUUGGUGGUACUAGAUACAGAGGGCUUGCUCGGUGCCUCCACACAGAUGAACCAGCGAAUGCGCCUGCUGCUGAAGGUGCUGGCUGUGUCGGACAUCGCCGUGUACCGCACUCGGGCUGAACGGCUGCACAAUGACCUCUUCCAGUUCCUGGGAAGCGCCUCGGCCGCCUACCUGAAGCACUUUACCCCCCAACUGCGUGCCCUUUCCAGCCGUUGUGGGCUGGACGUACCGCUCUCUAACCUGGGGCCUGCAGUGGUGGUGUUCCAGGAGACUUCACGCACUCAGCUGCUGGGUCACGACGGCACAGUGCCUGCAGAUGUCCUGCUACAGAAGCGUUUCCAUGACCUAGGCCAGAGCACAGAGGCCUUCAGCUCUGUGCAGUAUGUGGGCACACAAACUAUCACUCCCCCCACAGACUACUCCCAGUUUCUGGAGACCAUCCGGCAGCAGGUGAAAAACACAGCCUCCCGAGCCCCCCGCCAGCCAGCCAUCGUCUUCAGUGCACUGCAGGCCUUGAGCGAUAGGUUCUGUGGGGAGAUCUCGGAUGACAAAGUCAGCAUGUACUCUUUCUUUCCUGACGAGUAUUUCACCUGCCCUUCUGUCUGCCUCAGCUGCAAUGUUCGGUGUAAGAAUGGAAUGAACCAUCAGAAAGACAGAGUGCCACAUAUGGCUGAUGGACUGUGCCAGUAUGCCCAUCAGUACAAUAACAAGGUCCUCAUCUGCAAGAGAUGCUAUGAGGGUGGAAGGGAGGUGAUAGUCGUACCCAAAACAUCUGCCUCUACUGAUAACCCAUGGUUUGGUCUAGCUAAAUAUGCCUGGUCGGGCUAUGUUCUGGAAUGUCCAAACUGUGGCAUCAUCUACCGAAGCAGGCAAUACUGGAUGGGGAACCAGGACCCUGAGAGUAGCGUGGUGCGCCCCGAGGUCAAGCACGUCUGGCAGGGGUCAGAGGCCUUCCAGACAGAUAAUCAGAAUGCUGCUCAGCGGGUGCUGGACGGAGUUAACUAUGUCAUCCAGUCUAUGGCUGAGUACAGCGCUGGCCCCACCAAAGCAGUCACUGCCUGGAUCACGGACCAGGUGGCUCCCCCAUACUGGAGACCUAAUGCUGAGAUCAUAGUAUGCCAUGGCUGUAAUCGAAAGUUCGAGGAGGCAGAGAGGAAGCACCACUGUCGUUCUUGUGGAGAGGGCUUUUGUCAGGCCUGUUCCACCCGCAGCAUGCCUGUGCCUGAGAGAGGCUGGGGCAGCAGCCCAGUAAGGGUGUGUGAUGUCUGCCACCGCCAAGGAGGAGCUUCACAAACUGUCCAAGUAUCCCAGACUGAGCCUCGGACACUGGUGGCCCGAAGGGUGACAGAAGUAGCCCAGUCUACGCUGAACAUGGUCUCCAAUGCAGUGGACUACCCUCUCUGCUUUGUCAAGGGUGUGGCGCGGCCUGACUACUGGGUGCCGGACCAUGAGAUCACUGAGUGCCAUCAGUGUUCCAAGGCCUUCACCUCCAGCAUUCCCAAGCACCACUGCCGUGCGUGCGGCCAGGGCGUGUGUGGGAGCUGCUCAACUGAGAAUCGGCCCGUGCCCUCCCGUGGCUGGGACCACCCGGUGCGGGUCUGUGACGCCUGCGUCACUCACCUGGACUCUCAGUGAAAAAAUAUGGGAUUCAGCGUUGCUCUCACAACAAUCAAGUGCUGUGACCCAGAGGCAGAUCAUAUUCUCAUAAUUUUAUGGGCAUUUAGUGUGCCGUGAUCACGGCUUACUUGCAGGCGCUAGGCUAAAACAGCAAAGGUCAGUAGCAAAAUGAAAGAGAAUACCAUGCUGUGAGUGGACAACCGCUUCAGGUUGUAUCCAGCUUUUAGGCUGAGGAGCCGGAGAGGGUGAGAAUAAUCAGGAGAAUAAUCAGAAGAUGGCUUUGCGUAGACAUUGGACAACAAAAGGGGAAAUUAGUUUAAUUGUAUAUUUAUGAUCAUCAUUUAGUGCUGGCACUAAGAACAAUUCACUCGUUUCACACUGUUAACACUAAGGGUUACAGUUUACUGGCAAUGAGGAGAAUUUCCCCAAAUGUCCAAUGGAGCAAAGUUCACAAACAAACAAAGUUUUGUUUACUGGAUGAGACAAUUCAUAGGAAGGUAUCACAUACAGAUGCGCUCCACAAAAAUCAGAUAUUAUUAGCCUUUUAAGACAAAAAACAUUAGGAUUGUUAAGGACGCUCAGUGGUGCAACCAGAAAAAAAUCCUGCACUGAAUCCAUACAUCAUUUUUGUGACGAUAUGCUUUUGAAAUCUAUCUAUGAAUAAGACUGAGUAGCAAAUUUGAAUUAGUAUUUUUUGUUUAACCAACUUUUUUGCAGAAUCUUUGCUUAAUGUACACUUUUUAGCAUAGAUUUAAGUGAGAGGCUUUGCGCUUUCAGUUCAGUUUGCUUGAUCAGUACAUGAUACAGUUGUAUGUGUGCCAUUCGAAUGGCAUAUAGUGAUUUAUUUUCUACACAUGAUCUUGUGUGGUGCAGCAGUGCUGUCACCAGGGCCACAUACAACACAGCAACGAAUUAUGCAACAAAUAGACCUGCAGGUAAAAGAGGAAUUCUACCAUUUUUUUCCCUUCAGAAUUCACAGUUCAUUCAUAAUUCAGAAUGUCUGUAUAAUUUAGUAGUUAAAAUGUAGACAAAGUCAUUCAGAGUGGUUUGAUGUGAAAUUGUUCAUUGUAGAGAAACUUGUUGAAUAUUCUUUACAGUGGUGGUGAUAGGAGCCAGGAACCAUGUCUACGGUGCAAUUACAGCCAUUUUAUUUACUAUUCAAAAUGAACCUACACGUUUUCUGAGUUUUUAUAUACAGUGUUGAUGAUGGUAAAAUAGUGGUAAAUCUUCACCUCACAGCACUCUGUAUAUACCUGUCUGCCUUGAAUGUAUUUAAAAAUAUGUUUUAGGCCAAAAGCUUCCCUCAUUAUGAGUUUUGUAGCAACCCAUAUAUCGGUCUGCCAAAUAAGUGCAAAUAAUGUGACAUUCAAACACAAACAUUAACCUCUUGAGUUGAGUGGCUGAGUCAGGGAUGUUUCAGUCACAUGUCAAAUGAAAAUGAAAACACAGCGAAAACACAGCGACCCUCCGAUCUCCUCCUGCUGGCUAUAGUCUGUUGCAUCUGAAGUAGUCCUCUUUGUUUUUAAGGCAGCGGACUAAAGGAAUGGCUGGUAUUUUGGGGUUAGCCUUUGCAUAACAUGGGCACAAGACUGAUUGCUGUGCUUCCUCUCAUAUUACCCGUGAAGCCGGUUGUCUUGGUCAGCUGCCUCAGGCAAGACCACAGUCACAAGUCACGGACCAGCUGGUACUGACAGCUGUGUAACUGUGAGAUUUUCCAAACUCCAAAGCUUGAUAGUCGGAGAUUAAGGGACGCACAUAUGAGACAUUGAGAAGUUAGAUGAAGUUGGAGUUGGCUACUUAAUUCAAAAUUCUUGUUCCACCUUAAAUAGUGACUACUGCUCCAUUUAAGGUGGAAUGAAAAAUUUUAUCAAAAACUGCCCAGUAAGAAGGCAACAUUAACACAGUUCAGCAUUUAGCACCAUUUUUGCCUGGCUGCUGAGGUUGUGUGUGUGUGUGUCUGUCUGUCUGUCUCUCUCUGGCAUCACACAACAUAUUCAUAACCAUUUUGUUUAACAGAUUUCUCUGAUGUAGCCUUUUAAACACUUUGGUCAUCUGGUUCCUGCUGUGAAUGAUUCUUGCUCUGUAGGUUUCUCAAUAAUGGUCACAUUUCACAUCAAACUUCUCUGAAUAACUUUGUUUAAUAAAAAUAUGUGGAAAAACAGUGGAAUUCUCCUUUAAUAGAGCUGCCUUAUUCUAACACAAGUACUCCAACACAUCUGUGAGAUCACAUCUGCUCCAGCUACUGUCUGGAUCAGUCUACUCCAUUUUUCAACUGGAUUCAUCCCAGUAAUCAUGUUUCACUCUCAGCCAAUGACCUGGAGCCAGCUAAUUUCCUUUUAGUAAGACAGUCAUUCAUUUAAAAAGGCCUUGAAUAAACAGUUUUCUUCAUAAUAGCAUAUUUGUGGAAGUACAGCAAGUAACAGGAAUGAUUAUUUAAGGGAAUAGAGAGAAAAGUUAGUGAUGCUGAUCAUGUAGAAUGCAGUAAUGGACUAUACUCUCUAAGACAUCUCUCUGCUGCAUCUCAUAAUUGGAAGGCAGCUGCCCUAGUGAGUGCCACUGCAACUGGAAUUAAAAGCUCAGUGGACGUGUGCAUGAGGAACUCAUGCAUGUAUGAAUGUGAAUAUUGUAGAUGUGAGUAGGAAAGUGCAGAGAAGGCUUUUAGUUCAGGCAGUAGACUAGAGCUAUUUGCCGUCAACACAUAGAAACACCACAUAUAAAACUCUUAACUGCAGGCUGUAUAUACUCAAGGUGACUAAGGCAGUAUAAGUCUUCAUUAACUCAGUGCACCUGCGAUAUUGUAUGAUCUCAACUCUCAAUUUUAACCUAUGUUUUGCACUUUAUUUACCUUUUUCAGCUACCAUUAUUGAGAGCCAUAUCAGCAGUAAGCAGACGUGAGAUGUGUAGUGCAGUUAAAGAACGUUUAGAGUUGACUUCCUGGACAGAGAUUAAGCCUAGUUCUGGACUGCACAGCAAUCUGAAAGGAGAUUCUGAAAUAAAGUGGAAAAUGUAGUACAGCCACCCGUUCCAAAACUAGUUUCAAGAUGCCCUCAUCAACUUCGCCUCGCCAUUUCCCCUUCAGGGAAUCCCUGGUGCCAUCUUAAGGGCUGUUCCAUUACUUUUAUUAGCUCAUGUAAAGUGUUCUAAGCCCUCUGAGGGGCGAGGUGCGAGUGAUAGAGCACAUGUCUGGACUUCAGCACCAGAACUUGCCUAGAAAUCACUGCUACCUUAUGCAUUUCCCUUUUUCAAACUCCCAAAAACAGGUAAACAAACCUUUUUGUAAGCCAUAGCAAUAUUUUACAAUGGUAAAGGCAGCACUGUUUUUUUUUGUUUUUUUGUUGUUGUUUUUUUGUUAAAAUUGAAAGAUGUAGCAUUUCAGGUUUCAGGAGAAAAAAAUAACAUGCUAAAAUAUGGUGUAAAGUCUGAAAUAAUAAUUUAAUUUAAUAAUUUUAAAUUUCCCUGUCCAGGAAACCAAUUCUUCGAGUGUUAAGGGCUCAAUCGAGCCAAUCAGACACUCAUCAAAAUGUCCUAAUUAACCAUAAGAAAAGUAAAAAAAAAUAUAUAUAUAUAUAUAUAUAUAUAUAUAUAUAUAUAUAUGUAUACUUUGUAUCUAUAUCAUACUCUGCUUUGUACAUUGUUUGUUGUGGUGCAGUGGUUAGAGACCAGUGCUGCACCAAAGCAAUAGGAAUCUUUAUGUGAAUCCUUAUAUGAGAUGUAUUCUAAUCUUUUCUGAAGCGCAGUGGAUGGAGAAGUGCCUGAAUUAUUUAGAGGAGUGAUUUUCCCCGUGCUGGUGCAUCUCAGCUUAUACGUCUGCGCACUCUGUACGUUUACGGAGUUAAACAUUUUCCUCGUAUGGCUUAAUAUAGCACUUUAAGCAGUUUAAGGGAGGGAAUCAUUAGGGAAUUUUCUAAACUGUGGACUAUUACCUUUUUUUUUUUUUUAACUAACCUGUGGACUGGAACAGAUCACUCUGGCCUUCUGUGAAGUGACUGAACCAAAGCAAUGAUUUUAAUUGCAAAUAAAAAGAUAAUUCUGUUUUAUUUUCCAGGCUUUUCUGAAUAUUAAAGAUGUUUUAAAGCACAUUGUC
This is a messenger RNA of Colossoma macropomum (tambaqui), 6157 nucleotides long. Its product is annotated as zinc finger FYVE domain-containing protein 1. The coding region runs from base 130 to 2091 and encodes 653 amino acids. The record is from RefSeq and is a predicted model, not a curated record. The transcript has 11 exons. Gene Ontology annotation, molecular function: metal ion binding. Lineage: Eukaryota; Metazoa; Chordata; Actinopteri; Characiformes; Serrasalmidae.